Molecule: messenger RNA, 639 nt
Organism: Lucilia sericata (common green bottle fly)
Lineage: Eukaryota; Metazoa; Arthropoda; Insecta; Diptera; Calliphoridae
Exons: 1
Coding region: 1-639 (212 amino acids)
Molecular function (GO): nucleic acid binding; zinc ion binding
Source: RefSeq, a predicted model, not a curated record
AUGUUCGAGGAACAUGUAACGGCGCUGUUUGCUAUCCCCAAGGUAGCCAAAUCAUCUGCGGCUCAUCUGAGCCAGGUUCUAGAUGGAGUAAAUACGCAUUUGAGUGCGAUGCUGUCGCUUGGUGACCACAAUGAUAUUGCGAAUGCCAUGCUAAUCCAUAUGGUGAUUGAGAGGGUGGACGAAGAUUCACAAGUGAAAUGGGAAGAAGCAGUUGAUUACACUAAGCUGUCAUCAUGGGAUGAAGGUUCUGCUGUUUUGAUGAAACGGUGUCAGAAUCUUGAGGCUCGUGAAUCAAAAUUGUGUCCAGUGGAUACAAAGCCUACAAAUAAUCAACGUGAUUAUAAAAAUAAGCGAUUUAAUAAGACAUCGCUGUCUGUGACUAGGUCAUCAUGUACGAUCUGCCAUGGCAGUGGCCACGAGUUGCCAGAUUGUAUGAAAUUUAAAAAUUUAGCUGUUAAAGAUCGGUCUAACGCUGAACGUAAAGCAAAAGUGUGCUUUAGAUGUCUAAAAGGUGGACAUUUAUACAGAGAUUGCUCUGCAAGCUUCUCUCCCAAAGGCUACAGCUUAAAAAGACAUCAUGUAAGCUGGAUGCCAGUGGUGUUGGUGAUGUUGAAACAUCUAUUAGAAAGCAGACAGUAG